CAUUUCGUUUCUCAUUCAAUGUAAAGCUUGCAGCGCCGCCUAUCCGAAUCGCUUUGUUUAGAAAAAGCGUUAAUUUUUCUUAAAAAAUAGUGACAGACAAGAAUAUUGUAAUGGCGUUACCAAGUUUUAGAAAUCCUCCACAGACUCCUCCAAGCAUGUCGAGGUCUAGGUCAGAAAGAAGUCUGCAAGGAGAAUCUGGUGGCAGGGGUUCCAGUAGUCCUUUUGUGUCUUCUGGUAACAGCAAUCCAAACUUCAAUCCUGUCAAGUUAACCACCAAAUCUGCAAGCUUUAGUUCAAGAACAUCCAAUAUUGACUCUAGAUUACCAAAGCCACCUAAACCUCCAGAUAAGCCACUGAUGCCUUAUAUGAGAUACAGCAGAAAGGUUUGGGACGAAGUGAAAGUCCGGCACCCUGACCUGAAGCUGUCCGAGAUUGCAAAGGUUAUAGGUCAGAUGUGGCGAGAUCUAAGUGACUCGGAGAAACAGUUUUAUCUGGACGAGUAUGAUACAGAGAAGCAAGCGUAUCAUGAAUCUAUGAAGAAUUAUCACAACUCUCAGGCAUACCAGGCAUGGGUUGCUGCAAAGGGCAGAUUGGCAGCAGAACAGGCACUGGAAGAAGAGGAAGAAAAACAAGCUCAUGCUGAAUCUAAACGGAAACGAGAAUCAAAACAGGAAGAAAGAGGUUCCAGAAUCAGUAUCCAGCCAGCAGAUGAUGAUGAUGAUCAAGACGAUGGUUUUUCUGUCAAGCAUAUUGCCCAUGCCCGUUAUUUAAGGAAUCAUCGACUCAUCAAUGAAGUCCUAGGAGAGCUUGUUGUUCCAGACAUAAGAACUGUGGUCACCACUGGUAGGAUGGGAGUUCUCAAAAAACAAGUGCAAUCUCUGACCAUGCAUCAGACAAAGUUAGAGGCAGAACUACAGCAGAUUGAGGAAAAACAUCAAGCAAAGAAGCGAAAGUUUACAGAGGGUAGUGAACAGUUUCAUGAUGAGUACAAGAAAUUGUGCGAGAACAAACCACAGGUCACUGAUGAAAUGUUCCAGAACAUGAUUAGCAAAGCUAAAGAGGAGUUGAAACAAAAACAACAAGAAAUGCUGGCUAAACAAGAAGAAGAUAGGAAGAAACAGGCUCUGUUAGCAGAGGAACGACAGAAGUGUGAUGCUGAAAGACAAAGAAUGGAGGAAGAAGAGAAAGUAAGGAGAGAGACAGAAGAACAAAUGAACAAACAGCACCAGGAAGCUGUACAACAGAUGAAUGCUGAACAGGGUAUUCAGGAACCAGUUAAUCCAAUGAAUGGAGAGGGUGAAGCGUUGAAACAAAAUGGUGAAUCAAACAUGAAUGGUGGACCCAGAAAUGAUGGACCAGAUACGACUACAACUGGAGAAGCAGAAGAUGAUGAAGAUGAUGACAGUGUUGGUACACAGGAAUAUGAUGAUCUAGACGGUAUACAGAGGGCAGAGAAUAUAACACAGUCUGAGGACAUGGAAGCCAUGAACAGAUCUGAAGAGAGUAUGGAAGCUGAAGAAUCGUCUUCCCCCAGUGUUAACAGGCGAGUGAAGGAUGAUGGCCGUCCUAGGCCAUUCAAAUGUGACAGCUGUGACAAGGCAUUCAAGCUUAAACACCACCUGUUGGAGCACUCCAGGCUCCAUAGUGGCGAACGGCCUUAUGAAUGCACAAGCUGUGGUAAAAAGUUCCGCCACUCUGGCUCUUAUAGCCAGCAUGUUAACAACCGGAGCAAAUUUUGCCGUGUUGAGGGAGCGAUGGGCUCGUGCAUGCCGGUGUCUCCCACUGCUGGGAGCCCGGGGUCUGCAUCUGGUCCGGAUGGGCUGUCGCCAAAGUCGGCCCAACGGUCUAAAUCUAAAUUGGCAGCUGGAAGGAAAACAAAAGAAUUUGGUGAGACUGACGAGACUGCCGAGCCUCCUGCAUUAACAAAGCUAAAUACAGUCGUAGAGUCAUCAUCUAGUAACGGUACUGUGAACGCUGACCCUCCUCCAAGUAACGGGACAGCAACGGAAACCAAGCCGGCAGAAUCUGUAGAACCUCAACCUGCUAUAGAAAAUGAAUAAAUAAUAGAUAAUGGAAUGUUUAAUGUGUUCACUUGUAUAUAGGAAUCAUAAAAUUUACUUUUGUUUUCAUUAGAGGGAAAUUGUGCCAGAAUACUCCGGUUAAAUGGUAGAUAUUCCUCAGCAUUUGUUGUAUAGGUGAAAAUUGUUGUUUCAGUACUAAGUUCAGAAAAAUUGUACUUUGAUUGUGAAGUAGUGUCGUACUUUGAUUGAUUGUUUAGUAGUGGCAUGGUUUUAUUAUCAUAAUUAUAUUAGUUUAAUAGAUUGGAAAACAUGAUUUCGUAAAUUGCUUCAACCGUGAUUCUCUUAAUAUGAAUUAAAUUUUGUGUCUUGAAUUGAAUAUUAAAGAUGACUUAUUCAUUGUUAAUAAAACUUAAGAGAAUUAGUUUUUAGUUGCGUUGCUUGUGAAUUCGAAUAGACAAACUUUCAUUGAUGUAAAGAUACUUAAUCUAACGGUUAAUUGUAUUACAGUAAUGUUCAGUUGAUAGAAAUUUAUUGAAAAUAACUAUGGUUGAGUUGUCUAUCCAGUGCAUUCUUUCCUACCCCAUAGUUUAUACGUAUAAGUGUGUUAUGUGAUGUAAAAGUUUUAAGUGUACAUGUAUAUGAGAUGUUGUUUAUGGAACCAGUUUGCAUUUAGUUAUUUUUGGGGAUGAUCGUGUAUCAGGUAUUUUAGAUGUAGCGUGAUUGAAGAUAUGUUUUGUAUGAAUAGCAAUGUUACAGGUCUAGCAAUUAACUGCAUUAUAAUGAAUCUGGUUGCAAACAAUGUAGUUGGAAUAUCUGAAUAUUCUGUAUUUCUGUGUGGUCAAUUUUGUACCAAAAAAUAAAGAAAUAAAUUCGAAACUGUU
Ruditapes philippinarum (Manila clam) is the source of this 2902-nucleotide messenger RNA. RefSeq names its product SWI/SNF-related matrix-associated actin-dependent regulator of chromatin subfamily E member 1-like. The record is from RefSeq and is a predicted model, not a curated record. Gene Ontology annotation, molecular function: nucleosomal DNA binding; nuclear receptor binding. Gene Ontology annotation, biological process: negative regulation of DNA-templated transcription. Bases 111 to 2060 code for a protein of 649 amino acids. Gene Ontology annotation, cellular component: SWI/SNF complex. NCBI's taxonomy places the organism in Eukaryota, Metazoa, Mollusca, Bivalvia, Venerida, Veneridae. The transcript has 17 exons.